Molecule: messenger RNA, 1375 nt
Organism: Sitodiplosis mosellana (orange wheat blossom midge)
Lineage: Eukaryota; Metazoa; Arthropoda; Insecta; Diptera; Cecidomyiidae
Product: trypsin-1-like
Biological process (GO): proteolysis
Molecular function (GO): serine-type endopeptidase activity
Source: RefSeq, a predicted model, not a curated record
CUGAAGUUCCACUUGUCAACCAGAAGAAAUGCAACGAGGCAUAUACAUCCUUUUCUCCCAUCACUCCACGUAUGAUUUGCGCUGGUUUCUACGAAGAAGGAGGAAAAGACGCUUGCCAAGGUGAUUCGGGCGGUCCACUCGUCGCAUACAGCCCAGACGACGGAACACCACGUUUGGUCGGAAUCGUUUCAUGGGGUUACGGUUGUGCCCAACCUAACUACCCAGGCGUAUACUCCCGCGUUUUAGCUGCACGCGAUUGGAUCUCUGCCAACACUGGAAUCUAAGCAAUCACAUCUUCAUUGUGAGAUUUAAAUAAUAUUGGAUUGGAUUGGAUUGGAUUGGAUUGACCAUUGGCGUCAUUACCGUCAUUAUAAAGUCAAUCACAAUUUCGACCAUUUUUUUUGGUCAACGUCAUUUAAACAAACAUUUUGUAUGAUUAACUUAGAAUUUUCUUAACAAAACGAAAAAAAUUGAAUAAAAAAAUCCCAAGUAUUUUCAUUUAUAGCAAUAUCAUAAAUUAUCAAGUGCAACCUGAUUCACCAUGUGUAAUCUAUGCACUUUGUACACAACUGUAGAAAUAAAAAGCCUCUUAAACAAACUAUCAUUUAAAAAUAGGUUACAUCUGUAGAAAGUAUCUAGAUCUACAUUCCUCAAAAUAGUGAAGUCAAAACGAUGACAAACAAACAACAUGCAAUAUAUUUUGAGUUCCAUGCAAAGUAAGGAGUAUAAAAGCUACGGUUUACGGAAUAUAGUGAAUAGUAUCUGUCAAGCGUAUCGAUGACAACAAAACUUUUCUGAUUCACUGUUAAAUCGAUAGCCAAGAUGGAAGAAAUUCCUUAACAGUAAAAUGAAAUAUUUUAUAAAUUUGAAGAGAAAAGUCAAAGAGUUUAAUAAAUCCAUGUUGAUACAUGCAUGCAGUUACAAUAUGUAGGAACAACAACAACAGUAAAAUAUACUCGUAGUUUUCUACAAAAUAUUUUUGGGAAAAAAUGGGCAAAAUCUAUGAUAUCAACUAACUACCCGAGUAACAGAAAGGAAAAUCUACAUUUAUGAAACACAGAGCUUUGACAAAGACAAUUUUUCGUUGUUUCUUUGUCUUCUUCAUCAUUUUUCAGUUGAAACACAAUCGUUUUACUUGUAAAAUGUCGCCUUCGGACUCAUCUUCCUCGGAGUUUUCGCCACUAGAUACAUUCCCAAAUCGUUGCUUUAGAACAAACAUCUCCAAUUUUCACAAUAUUUGAUUCUACUUGAUAAAAUUUGUCCAUUCCAAUUUGAUUGUUGAACAACACUUUAACUAUGAAACAAAGUCGAAUUAUAAACAAUUUUUUACUGAUUUUAUUUCAAGAAUUUUUCGAUGUAAAUUUCCAAUGCAUUC